AUGACAACGUCUACCGACGCCCCAGCGUUUACCGCUGACCUUCCGACCCUCCUCUCCAUUGCCGCCGCCCUCUCCAUCAUGCCCCUAUCCUACCUCCUAGGCACCACCCUCAUCCCAUCCAACCAACUCCGCAACCGCCUUCUCUUCUUCUGGCACGCCUACGAUGCCGGAACCCAUCUCCUAAUCGAAGGAUCAUUCCUCUACCACUGCUUUUUCAGCUACAAGCAGCUUGCGCCUGGAGAAACCAUCCCAGGAGUCUAUGGACCACCAUACUUCCUCAACAGGCCUGAUAGAGCUUACGGUGCCGCUUACGGUGUGGGAGCCAGUGCUAGAAUGUGGCAGGAGUACGGCAAGGCGGAUGCGCGCUGGCUCGGCGCUGACCUGUGCGUCGUCUGCCUGGAGAUAUUGACGGUGUUUAUCGGCGGGCCGUUGGCGGUGUAUAUCUGCUACUUGAUUACCAGAUCUUCGUCGACGAGCAGCACAACUGCGUCCAAGGCGAAGUACUCUAGCUGCAUGUGGUUUUCAUGCAUUAUCUUGGCCGUGGGAGAGCUGUAUGGUGGGUUCAUGACCUUCGGACCGGAGUGGUUCUCGGGAAGCGUUGGUUUGGAGACGAGUGACCCGGUCUAUCUGUGGCUAUACCUUGUCUUCUUCAACGUCCUUUGGGUAAUUGUUCCACUCUGGGUGCUUUUUGUUGCCUAUGGAGAGAUCAAGGCUGCUUUUGCGACUGCUGCUGUUGCGAAUGGACAAUAUGCUAAGAAGCUUAACUGA
Messenger RNA from Nannizzia gypsea CBS 118893, 768 nucleotides. Its product is annotated as EBDP3. The transcript has a single exon. Lineage: Eukaryota; Fungi; Ascomycota; Eurotiomycetes; Onygenales; Arthrodermataceae. Gene Ontology annotation, biological process: sterol metabolic process. Bases 1 to 768 code for a protein of 255 amino acids. Gene Ontology annotation, molecular function: cholestenol delta-isomerase activity. Gene Ontology annotation, cellular component: endoplasmic reticulum; membrane. The record is from RefSeq and is a predicted model, not a curated record.